Molecule: messenger RNA, 2292 nt
Organism: Selaginella moellendorffii
Lineage: Eukaryota; Viridiplantae; Streptophyta; Lycopodiopsida; Selaginellales; Selaginellaceae
Product: pentatricopeptide repeat-containing protein At4g02750
Exons: 1
Coding region: 1-2292 (763 amino acids)
Biological process (GO): RNA modification
Molecular function (GO): protein binding; RNA binding
Source: RefSeq, a predicted model, not a curated record
AUGCGAGAAUAUGGAAUCGUGUGUCUCAUAAGAAGCUGUGUUAGUGCCGCGGAUUUGCCCAAGCUCCGAUCGCUCCACGCGAAGAUCCUCCACAGCGAUGCGCUCCGCGGCGAUCGAUUCGUCGCCAACGCGCUCAUCCACGCCUACGCCAAAUGCGGCCGCGUCGACGAGUGCCAGUGUGUGUUCGACGCGAUCCAGGAGCCGAAUUCCUUCUCCUGGAACGCGAUCGUCACGGCCUAUGCGCACAAUGGAUUCGUGGAUGCCGCGAGAGUAAUCCUCCCGCGAGCUCCUCGCCAGAGCCUCGUCGCGUGGAAUGUGGUGAUCUGCGCCUACGCCAGGGCCGGGAGGAUCGAUCUGGCGAGGGAAGUCUUCGAGAAGAUGGAAGAUCGCGACGGCGUGACUUGGAACACGAUGCUGGCCGCGCACGCCCGGACUGGAGACCUCGCGAGCUCCGAGACCAUCUUCGCGAGAAUCCCUGCCAAGGACGCCUCGUCGUGGAGCAGCCUGAUCAACGCAUACAUCGGCGCUGGCGAUCUGGCCCGCGCGAUCGAGGCGUUUGAGCGAAUGUCGGCGUUGGAUCUCAUCUCCUCCACCGCGAUGCUGCGAGCGCUCUCCAAUUCCAGCGAUCUCGCCGGAUCCAAGGGACUGUUCGAUCGAAUGGAGCAGCGAGACGUCGUCUCCUUCAACACGAUGAUCAACGCCUUUGCCGAGAGAGGGCAUCUGGAAGAUUCGAUUGCCGUGUUUGUGAUGAUGCCUUCCUGGAACGUAGUCUCUUGGAAUUGCCUCUUGCUAGGGCUUUCGCAGGGAGGAUUUUACCAAGAUGCGUGGAAUCGUUUCGAAUUUUUACCGCAGCGAACGGAAGUUACUUGGAAUACCAUGGUAUCGGCAUUUGCCCAGGCUGGAGAAUUCUUAAGGUGUAAAUUGGCCUUUACAAGAAUGCCUUACUGGGAUUCUAUAACUUUUACCACGAUGAUUAGGGCCCAUGGCCAGCUGGCGUCCGUGCAAGAAUCUAGAAAGCUCUUUGACCAGAUGGAGAUACGAGAUGCCUUUGCCUGGCAUAUGCUUUUGCAUGUCUAUGCCCAGUCUGGGCAUCUUGAAGAUGCUAAAAGCAUAUACGCCCAGAUGCCAGAGCACGGGCUGAUGCCUAGAAUCUUUAUGCUGCAGGCGUUUGGAGAUUCCGGGAAUGUUCGGGAUGCCGAGGAGAUAUUCCAUGCCAUCCCCGAGCACAACCAGGUGACAUGGAACAUUCUUCUCAACGCAUAUGCCCAGAGCGGGGAUAUUCCUAGUGCAAAGGCGAUGUUUGAGAGAAUGCCAGAGAAAGAUCCCGUGUCGAGCAAUAGCCUCGUCGCAGCCUACUGCCAAUUAGGGCUGCUGGAAGACGCAAAAGAGCUCUUUGAUAAAACCCCCGACAGGAGCGAGCUCCCUUGGUCCUCGCUGAUCAGCGGAUAUUCCAAGGCAGGAAGAGUAAAAGAUGCGAAGAUUCUCUUCCAGUUGAUUCCAUUCCGGAAUCUCGUCACCUGGAACUCAAUGCUGGCCGUGUAUAGCCAGAAUAAUUUCAUGAGCGAUGCUAGAUUCGUUUUUGAUACCAUGCCCCAGAGGGACUGUGUGACGUGGACCUCUAUGAUUGUGGGAUAUGCCCAAGACGGGCAUAUUAAGCACGCGAAGGAAUCUUUUGAACUCAUGUCCGUUCACGAUAGAAUAUCCUGGGUAUCGAUGAUCCAGGGAUAUGCUCGGUUUGGGCAUAUGGCCGAGAGCCGGGAACUCUUUCACGCGCUUCCACUCUGCGAUGUUUCGCUGUGGAAUCUUAUAAUCACCGCGCAUGCCCACUCCGGGCAUCACGAGAGCGCGAUCGAGCUGUUUGGGCGGAUGCUGCUCGAGGGCCUGGCAUCGAAUUCGAUAAGUUUUUUGGGAAUUCUCACGGGAUUCAGCCACUCGGGUUUGAUGGCAGUCGCCAGGGAUUUCUUCUUGUCGAUGAGAUUGGAUCACGGGAUCGAGCCGGCUGGGGAUCACUACUGCUGUUUUGUAGAUCUUUUGGGGCGAUUGAAACUCCUGGACGAGGCCGAGGAGCUCGUCAAUUCCAUCCCCACGCCGGUGGAUCGCGUGGUGGCGUGGAAUUCCUUGCUGGGCGCUUGCAAGGCUCACGGCGAUACCGAGCGCGCGACACGCAUUGGGCAGGACGUCCUGGGAUCGAAUCCCACCUCGCCCGGUUCGUACGUCCUAGUAUCGGAUAUUUACAGGGGAAUGGGACCCGUCCGUACGCCUGGCGCCGACGGCUGCGAUUGGGGAAUCUAG